Molecule: messenger RNA, 4690 nt
Organism: Scleropages formosus (Asian bonytongue)
Lineage: Eukaryota; Metazoa; Chordata; Actinopteri; Osteoglossiformes; Osteoglossidae
Gene: rhobtb2a
Product: Rho related BTB domain containing 2a
Exons: 10
Coding region: 250-2439 (729 amino acids)
Biological process (GO): small GTPase-mediated signal transduction
Molecular function (GO): GTPase activity; GTP binding; protein binding
Source: RefSeq, a predicted model, not a curated record
GCACACCCACCGCGCUGCUCCUCGGGAAACUGUCCGUACGCGGCAGUCCCGCGCUUCGCCGCAGCAUCCUGAAGGGGCACUUGACUUUGUCCUCCUCCCUCCAGCGUUUGCCGUGCGGUAAAAGGAGCGCUCACAGAUGCCUGCUGCUGCUCACUCGCUGCUGACUGCGCACCGCUUCUGAUCUAAGUCCGCUUCUUCUCGGGAAAAUGAAGCGCAGCCCCGGCUUCCUCCAGGUGCACAGCGCAUCCGAUGGCCCUCGCCUUGUCCCUUCGCUUUCCGGCAUCGACCAGCCCAAUGCGCCACUUCGCUCGGCUGCGGUCCCAGUUGAUGGAUUCUGACAUGGACUAUGAGAGGCCAAACGUUGAGACCAUCAAGUGCGUGGUGGUGGGGGACAACGCAGUAGGCAAGACCCGGCUGAUCUGUGCCCGAGCCUGUAACGCAACACUCACGCAGUACCAGCUACUGGCUACCCACGUUCCAACUGUCUGGGCCAUCGACCAGUAUCGCGUGUGCCAAGAGGUUCUGGAACGAUCCAGGGAUGUGGUGGAUGAUGUCAGCGUUUCACUUCGUCUCUGGGACACUUUUGGGGAUCACCACAAAGACCGCCGCUUUGCUUAUGGCAGGUCGGACGUGGUGGUGCUGUGUUUUUCCAUCGCGAACCCCAACUCCUUGCACCAUGUGAGGACCAUGUGGUACCCAGAGAUCAAACACUUCUGCCCACGUGCCCCUGUCAUCCUGGUGGGUUGCCAGCUGGACUUGCGCUAUGCUGAUCUGGAGGCUGUAAACAGAGCUCGGCGCCCCUUAGCCAGGCCAAUAAAGUCCAAUGAGAUCCUGGCACCAGAGAAGGGCCGUGAGGUGGCCAAGGAGCUCGGUGUACCAUAUUAUGAGACCAGCGUUGUGGCACAGUUUGGAAUAAAAGAUGUUUUUGACAACGCCAUCCGUGCAGCACUCAUUUCAAGACGCCACCUGCAGUUCUGGAAGUCCCACCUCCGCAACGUGCAGCGGCCCCUCCUGCAGGCACCCUUCCUGCCACCCAAGCCUCCGCCUCCCAUAAUCACUGUGCCUGCCCCCCCGUCUACGGUUGAAGAGCAUCCAGGCCGCCUGCUUGAGGACCCACUGUGUGCCGAUGUCAUCCUGGUCCUGGAGGAGCACCAACGCCUCUUUGCCCACAAGAUCUACCUGGCCACAGCCUCGUCGAAGUUCUAUGACCUCUUCCUCAUGGACCUCGGACUGGUGGAGCAAGAGGAAGAAGAAGAUGUGCCACCUCGGGCACCUUCUCUGCACAGUCGGGACCCUCCGGUGCGAGCAGCCAGCUUCGACGUGCGUGAGAGUAGCGAGGAGGCUGCCCGUGCCGGACCCCGGGCCUGCACCAGCGACGGUGCCCUGAAAGGAGGUGGCUCCGAGGGCAGCCGGAGAGGCCGAUUGCUCUCUACCUGGAGCCGGGCUUUCGUCAGUAUCCAAGAGGAGAUGGUAGAGGACCCAACCACAUACAGCCCCCGGCUGACGACGGUGGUGCGCAUGGACCCCUCGGUGCAGCUGGGACCCUUUCGGGCUGUGCUGCGUUACCUGUACACAGGUGAACUGGACGUUCAUGAGAAGGACCUGAUGCACAUUGCACAUAUUGCAGAAUUACUAGAGGUUUUUGAUCUGCGGAUGAUGGUUGCCAACAUCCUCAACAACGAGGCCUUCAUGAACCAGGAGAUCACCAAGGCCUUUCAUGUGCGCCGCACUAACAGGGUUAAAGAGUGCCUGGCCAAGGGAACCUUCUCAGAUGUGGUGUUCAGACUGGAUGAUGGAACAAUCCUGGCUCAUAAACCACUGCUCAUCUCCAGCUGUGACUGGAUGGCAGCCAUGUUUGGGGGACCCUUCGUAGAGAGCUGCACAAAGGAGGUGUUGUUCCCCAACACCACAUGCAGCUCUAUGCGGGCUGUGAUGGAAUACCUGUACACUGGACGAUUCUGUUCACGGCCUGACUUGGACCCCAUGGAACUCAUCGUUCUUGCUAAUCGUCUCUGCUUACCACACCUUGUUGCUCUUACAGAACUCUACACAGUGACUGUUCUGAUGGAGGCAGCUAUGAUGGGUGCUGACAUUGACGGGGAUGUGCUGGUAUACCUUGAGAUGGCUCAGUUCCAUUGCGCCCACCAGCUCACUGACUGGUGCCUUCACCAUAUCUGCACCAACUACAACAGCGUAUGCCGUAAAUUUCCCAGAGACAUGAAGGCCAAAUCUGCUGAGAACCAAGACUACUUUGAGAAGCACCGCUGGCCGCCAGUUUGGUACCUGAAGGAAGAUGACCAUUACCAGAGAGCACGUAAGGAAAGAGAGAAGGAGGAUUUCCUGUAUCAGAAGCGUCAAUGCAAGCGCAAAUGGCUCUUCUGGAACCUUCCUUCCUCACCGUCAUCAAGCUCCUCCUCCGGUCCCUCGGCCGUUGUCUGAGCAGUUUUUCUGGGAAAGGUGCCGGCCCAUCCUAGGAUCUGGCUGAAUUGUGGACCGUGGAGCUUCAGAAAGGCUGGCCAGGCAAGCCAAUUUCUUCAGGCCACAGCGUCCGCAGUUAAUGUCGGCUAUCUGCAGCAGAGCCCUGCUCGCACUGGUCCUGAAGAGGUCUCGCAGACUUUGCUGAAUACCGAUAUGGGAUGAGGGAAUGGGGCCGAGUAAGGAUAUUUUGCUUUUUUCCAACGCUUAGCAAUUUUUACCGCACUUCUGCAGCAGAUGCAAGUUUUGAAAUGCUGGGACUCUAACUUCGUCCUCAGAGUUCGGAAGUUUCCAGCUGUAUAAAUAAGGGGCAGUAGAUGCUGCUGCUGACAUAUUUUUGUUGCAGUUCCAGCAUAUGCCACCAAAGGGACUAAAGUGUUCCAGACCGACCGCAAGGGAUUUCUGUGUCGUGGCAUAUUUUAGGCUCUCAAACUGUUAACCUGAAAAUGAGAACAAUGUGCAUAGCACCUGCAGCAGUGAAGGAAACGGCCAGCAAACACAUGAAAACCAAUCUCAGUUAUUCACACGUUUAUCGCGGCUUUUUAGAAUCUGCGGCUCAUAUCUGAUGGGCUAAAAAGUCCGAUCCUGGAUGGCUCUCACUGAAGUUUGGAAUUCAGUUCUGUAGUCGUAGUAUUGUGAUUGUAGUGUGCACAUGUGAGUGUUCCUGUCCAGCUGGUGGCUCUGCAGAUGUUGAGUUGAAGUGUACGUGUCCUUGUGUUUUCCUUAUGGUGUGUGUCCACCUUGCCAGACGAGGGCUUCCUUCAGCAACACCCAUAGUGAAACUUGUAUAGUUUCAAAGAGAAAAACUUUUCCACGUAGAAACAGUGAAGUAUAUUUUCUUUAAAUAUACUGUGCACAAUCAGAUCGGGUUUUUUACAGCUGCUUAUGUAAUUAAAGCUACUGGAUAUGUGUCCUGCAUAUCUUGAACUGCAGAGCUUUAAUCAAAAUGUUUGAUAGAUGACCCGUUUUGAUGGGAUUGUCUUCCUGUCCCAUGUCCUAUCAAGGAUGGUCUGUGGGCUCAAACUUUGUUUUUUUUAUUAUGGGAUGUCAACAGGGCUCCAGGUUUGCCCCGUCUGGUGUCUAAAAGACUAGGUCUGGAAGCUCCUGCUCUGCUUGAUGGAAGCGUGUUUGUAAGAAUGGUCACCAUGCAGCUGAGCUUUUCCAUGCUGCCUCCAAUUCUGGGCUCCUUUUCAUCAUCCACUGUCUCCAUGGGUAUCUCCAACUAGACACUGCUAAGGACUGUCAAGUGCUGUCUAUCAGACAGCCAUCUAUAUAGGCCAGCCACUCAGUCUCUGAGAUGUGAGGAUCCAGGGAUGAAUUCAUCAGUACGUUGACCAUGUAAAAUGCUUCUCAGGCAGCAAAUGCUUGACACGGUUGCAUUGAGUAUACUGCUUUUUCCCCAAGCAUAUUUUGAGUUUUUGACUUCUUUUGGCUGAAGAAGGGUCCAGCAUUUCACACAUAUUCUUAAAUGUUGCUCAUCAUAGAUGCAUAGCUGUUUUUUUCAGCACAUACAGUACAAUGUUUUGUUUAUACUUUGAAGGUAGUUUGUUUACAGCAAAAGCUUGUUUUACUGUGCCAGGAUUCAUCCACUGGUAGCCUCCUUUUAUGUUACAUAUUUAAAAUGGUGGCUUCAUGCACUCAGCAUAUUUAAAAUGGAAAAUAUAGUUUAUACCUAUUUUUAAGUAAGAAAUAACAGAUUUCCUUGCACUGUGUAUGCCAACAAAAAUGAAAGUACAGUUACCUGCACGUAGAAAUACUUAUAAAUAGUACCUUAUUAAAUUUCCCUUAUUGGCAACAAAAUGAACAUAUUAACUUGACAUGUUUCUGCUUGUAUGCUCAGAGUACAAAGGUAGGAUGCAUGUGCAAGAAAGGAUUUGCGUGAAUAUAAUUUAAUAUACUCAUUCACAGAAAGCAUUUCUUAAAAGGCUAUGUUUCAGAAAAAGGCAAACAGAGGUCGUCUAAUUGUAAAGUGAAGUCUUUAAGGAAGUUAAAGGUUGGUGUCGAUAUAGUGGCUCAUAUUUUGUCAUGCAGUGCUACUGUAACAUCUAAGUUCUGAAUGUAGAUAUACUGUACUGUGCCUAUAUGUAACUGCAGAGGAUCUUUAUGUCAAUCAAUCUAAAACCAGCGUUCUCUGGUUUAUGGUUUUCUACAGGCAUCCCACACAUUCUUCCACCUGCAGGGCAUGCUGCCACAUUCACAAAACACCACCGAAAAG